AUUAUGGAUAUUAUUGGUUACUGGAUAUUCCCUGAGUUUGAAAAGCAAGAUGAACUCCUUGAGUUUACUGAAAUUAAUGGACUGUAUUCUGGAGAGAACCUAGUGGAGGUUAUAUUAAAGUUACUUAAUAAACUAGAUAUUAUGUUCAAGCUCCUGAUUAUCACUGGGAAUAAUAUAGGUAAUAAUAGAAUAUUCUGUGAUAGCCUGCAUGACCAGCUUCUUAAGAAGUAUGAUAAUAAUAAUGACUGCUUUUAUAUCAGAUCUCUUAUACAGUUCCGUGGACGGCAGAGCUUUAUUCUAUGUUUUAUUCAUAUUCUCAACCUGAUUUACAAAGAUAUGUUAGCUUAUUUAAAGGCUGGCUCGGCUUGGGAAGUAAAGGUGAUACUAGAUAAUAUGGCUAUUUAUGUUAGUCCAGUGUUCAACUCUCUUUAUAGUAUGAAAGAAGUAAUUAUGAAAAUUAGGUUUCUGAUACUAGAGAUUACUCGAAGUCUAUAA
This is a messenger RNA of Aspergillus neoniger CBS 115656, 495 nucleotides long. RefSeq lists its product as uncharacterized. The annotation marks the transcript as partial. The record is from RefSeq and is a predicted model, not a curated record. The transcript has a single exon. NCBI's taxonomy places the organism in Eukaryota, Fungi, Ascomycota, Eurotiomycetes, Eurotiales, Aspergillaceae.